GUUGGUAAUUUUCAUUUUGCCUAGAAGAGAAUCAUAUUUUGGCACCUAUGAGUCACAUUUUAACGUUUUCCAUUUUAUGUAAUUAGCAAAAUAUGUAAAGUAGUGUUAUAAUAUAAGCGAUAUCCACAUACGAUAACAAACAAUGCAUCAUUUUGUGGAUUAUUAAAGAAAUGUACUCCACACAGCAUAAGAAGUGCAUUUAUGUGAUAAAGUGUUAAAGAUUAGUGUGGAUGACUGUACUUGAUAAUUCAAAAUCUUUAUUCUUAGCAAGAAAGUAUUUGUGCGCGGGAACUUGAUUGGUGAUUUCGUGUUUUUGAGAAUGGAUUAAUAGAUGGAGAUUGUGGGACUAUAUAGCAAAGAAUGCGAGAUCCCUCUGAGUUUAGCAGACUUUAGAUGUUUUUUAAGAAACUUGUGAAGUGUCCAAAUAAAAUGUUACCAUCAAUCAGCUCUUACUCGUUCCUCUACACCCUGUUCGCCUGGCUAUUGGGCUUCUGCUACGGCUUCGUGCUUCUUUCUUCAGCUGCCGGCCACAACGCCGGUGUGAGACUCUUCGACGUGGGCUCAGCUGUCAGCUACAAGCUACACUCCACUUUGCUGUUUGACGAGAACGAAGAGAGUACCAAAGACGUCGGAUUCUACAUAGAUGCUGAUGUUGUGAUCGAGGCUGUGUGGGAGAACGAUGAACAAAGGCUGCUUAAGAUAGAGUUGAAAUCACCGAGGUUACACAUAAAAUCUAGAAAAGCACCGACACCGGAUGGGUUCAUACCCCACUGGUCUAAGUUAGAAGAGCUGACGAACAAACCGUUCUUGAUGGUGUGGAAAAAUGGUAAGAUCGAAAAGAUUUUGCUGGCGAAAACUGAAGAAGUUUCCAUGGUCAAUUUGAAGAAGGGAUUUGCCAGUUUGCUGCAGAUACAGCUUUCAGAAGGUACUGUUGAUGAAACCGAUGCUUCAGGAAAAUGUACAGCUACGUAUACCUCACAGUCAUCAACGAAGAUAGUAAAAACAAAGUCGAAUUGUACAUCGGAUGAUUUUUAUAGGGUAAACAAUCCACACGAAUUUUUAAGAGUCAAUAGGAAUUCUUUUAUAACCGUUGAAUACGAGGCUGAUUCUAGCAAAACGUACCUUAAUUCUAUAGUGGCAAGGGAAAAUCAUGUGAUGUAUUUACCAAUUAAAGAAGAUAUAGCUUGCAGAGUGAAAAGUGAACAGAUCCUAUCCUAUGUCUCGAGUGAAAAAAUCAGAAUCCUAGAAGCAAGUACUGUCGAGGAAGCUAUAGAAAGUAUAAGUAAAACAGAAGGAUUGAUAUUUACCCAGGAAACACUGUUAACUGAGAGGGAAUCUCUGGAUGAGGAAACACACAGUUUCACGAAACAAGUUGAUAGUUUAAGAGGUUAUCUAGAUGCCAAAGAUUUGGGUAGCUUAAAGCCAGCCAAAGCUUUUAUCAAGUUAGUUACGACUGCUAGGAGAGCAUCUAAAGAUGAUAUUUCCAAAGCGCUGUCGUCAAAGAAGAACAAGGGAAUUUUGCUUCAGCUGUACGAUAUCCUUGGAUAUGCUCAAACCAAAGACUCCCAUGAGGCUGUGAUGAAAUCCAUACAUUUAGACAAUGAAAACCAAAUUGAGGUCAGCGAAAGGUAUUUGUGGGCUACGUCGUUUUCUUCACAACCAAAUCCUGACAUAGCUGAGAACCUUUUGAAGCAGUACAAGAAAUUAACGAAUAUUCCGCCAAAAAUUCAGGAGACGUUGGUAUUGACCCUUGGUUCUAUGGCGUAUAAGCUUGGCAAGCUGCCUGACAAAAAGUUGCAUGUAAAGAUAAUUCGUGAUAUCGAGGAAACCAUCCUGAACAAUUUAGACUAUGCCAAAGGUGAAAACAAAUUCGUAUUCUUCAGAGCUUUGAAGAAUCUCCAUUCUCCUAGCACCAUUACAGUACUUUUGAAUUAUGUAACGAAUGGAACCCAAAAAGAGGGCGUACUAGCUUGGAAGGCUAUCAAAGCCUUUGGUCCAGAUUUGUGGGAUGAAAGGAUCCAGUCAGCUGCUGUUAAGGCCUUUUUCCAAUUGGACAGGAAAUACGAUUCCAGUUCAAGAACUUUAGCGGCCGAUAUCUUGAUAGAAUCUCAACCAAACGACAGAUUGCUAGAAGACAUCCUGAACUUCCUCAUAGGAACCGAUCCAGCGUACGAAGUCAAGCAGUACGCCAACCGAAAGAUUGGGAUGCUUGCCGAUGAAGAUAACACAAUCAGAGCUAGAGUACAGAAAAUAAUAAGAAAAAAUCCAAAGUUGAACAACUACCAUGGACUAGCUCCAAGAGGUUUGUCGCUUGCUCUUACGAGAAGGUUUAUGUCAAAUCCGUAUAGCAAUGGCAGUUUAGUGACCGUGCAAGAGAUGAAGAGUGGUAUUGCCAAGAGAGGGACUGUUGAUGUGGUUCUGGAUAAACAUGGGUUCUCCAAGGAACUGUUCAGCGUAAGUAUAUUGUACAUUUUUAUCUUCAUUUGGAUUGAAACUAUCGCGCUAGCUCAGCAAGUGCGUAUUCCUUUGAUAACAUUUUUGCGAUUUGUACUAACGAGAAAGGCUGUCGAGGUGGCCGAAACUUCAGUGAGCAGGCGACUCUAUACACAAUUUCCAACAGGACAUCGGAAAUUACCCUUCCAACCUGUUUCAUGCUACAAUUCCCUUGACCGUUCAAUGCCAAAAUAUACCUCGGCCGACAGACACUACAGAUACCAGAUGAUUUUUCAUUUAGAUUCAUUAAAAUGAAAAGCAAUAUCUGGUAACUGCUGGCCGGGUUCAGGAACCGGGCCAGCGAUGUCGUUCGUUUGUGGUCCUCAUUACCAUCGAUGGUAUGUUUUGGAAUGGGGUAAAUGGGAACGGAAAGGAAUCUAACUCACGAAACUUAGCCUGUGGUUUUUAUGUCCAUAGGACUCCAUAGCCAGCAGCGGUGGUGUAGUGGUAGACGUUAUGGGUCUACUAAUCAGUUACUGUACGCCGCGCGGAUUGAAUCCCGUCCCAAGAAAUUGUUUUCUGUUUACUACGGAUGUUGUGAUUAUCCGUACCGCGGUUCCACCCGGCGGGGCCAGAAUGCGUGCAUGUUGCAUGCACGCGUCUUCCCUCGCUAGAGUCCGUGUGGCGCCCCCCUUUACCCUGUAUCGCCUAUAGCCCCGCGGUACCCAUGCGUGUUUAGGCCUUAGGUCUACGUAGAGUUUGGAUUACGAGGGCGGUUCAAUAAGUACCCGUGUUAGAAAUGAAGACACCAUUUAAAAAAAAAUCUUUUUAUUUUUCAACAUAAUCCCCUUUUAGACAGAUUCACUUUUCCCACCGUUCCUGCCAUUAUUUAACCCGUCCAAAAAUAGGAUCUGUCGAACACUCCAAAAUACGCCUCUGUCUCGGCGAUGACUUCCUCAUUUGAGCUAAAUUUUUUCUCCUCGAGCUAUUUCUUCAAGCCAGGGAACAAGAAAAAGUCGCAGGGGAUCAGAUCGGGUGAAUACGGGGGGUGCGGCAGCACUUCAUAA
Molecule: messenger RNA, 3500 nt
Organism: Acanthoscelides obtectus
Lineage: Eukaryota; Metazoa; Arthropoda; Insecta; Coleoptera; Chrysomelidae
Source: the annotation of a GenBank genome assembly